UGCUCUCAGGCCAUCAUGGCGUCUCCCAGUGGGAAGGGAGCCCGGGCGCCGGAGGCUCCUGGCUGCGGGUCUCGGCAGCUCGCCCGGGACUUAGAAGACUCCGUGGACGACGCGGAGGGGCUGUACGUGGCGGUCGAGCGGUGUCCGCUGUGCAACACCACCCGCCGGCGGCUGACCUGCGCGAAGUGUGUCCAGAACGGCGAUUUCGUCUACUUCGACGGCCGCGACCAUGAAAGGUUUAGUGACAAGAAGGAAAGGUUAAGCCGACUUAAGAGCAAGCAAGAAGAAUUUCAAAAAGACGUAUUAAAGGCUAUGGAAGGAAAAUGGAUAACAGAUCAGUUGAGGUGGAAAAUAAUGUCCUGCAAGAUGAGGAUUGAACAGCUGAAACAAACAAUAUGUAAAGGAAAUGAAGAAAUGAAGAAAAAUUCUGAAGGCCUUCUCAAAACCAAGGAAAAGAACCAGAAACUUUACAGUCGAGCACAACGGCAUCAAGAGAAAAAAGAGAAGAUUCAGAGGCACAAUCGUAGACUUGGUGACCUGGUAGAGAAAAAAACCAUUGACUUAAGAAGUCAUUAUGAGCGUCUAGCAAAUCUUCGGCGAUCUCAUAUAUUAGAGCUCACCUCUGUCAUUUUUCCAAUCGAGGAAGUAAAGACUGGUGUGAGAGAUCCCGCAGAUGCGUCUUCAGAGGGUGACAGUGCCAUGACCUCCAGCACCGUGAGCGAGCUUGCUGAAGCUCGCAGGACGACUUACCUCUCGGGGAGAUGGGUCUGUGAUGAUCACAAUGGCGAUACCAGCAUUAGCAUUACAGGGCCUUGGAUUAGCCUCCCUAACAAUGGGGACUACUCCGCCUAUUACAAUUGGGUGGAAGAGAAGAAAACGACACAGGGGCCUGACAUGGAGCAUAAUAACCCUGCGUACACAAUCAGUGCUGCAUUGUGCUAUGCGACUCAGUUGGUCAACAUUUUGUCUCAUAUACUUGACGUAAAUCUUCCCAAAAAACUGUGCAACAGUGAAUUUUGUGAGGAAAAUCUCAGCAGACAGAAAUUUACUCGAGCAGUGAAGAAAUUGAAUGCAAAUAUCCUUUACCUUUGCUUUUCUCAGCAUGUAAAUUUAGAUCAAUUACAACCACUGCAUACUCUCAGGAAUCUAAUGUACCUGGUCAGUCCGAACUCUGAACACCUCGGCAGGUCGGGGCCGUUUGAAGUGCGAGCAGACCUUGAGGAGUCCAUGGAAUUUGUGGAUCCUGGAGUCGCUGGAGAAUCAGAUGAGAGCGGAGAUGAGCACAUAAGUGAUGAGGAGACUGACCUGGGCAUGGACUGGGAGAACCUGCCAAGCCCCCGGUUUUGUGACAUCCCUUCCCAGCCCGUGGAAGUCUCUCAGAGCCAGAGCACCCAGGCGUCCCCACCCAUCGCAAGCAGCAGUGCGGGUGGAAUGAUCUCCUCCGCGGCAGCCUCAGUGACCUCCUGGUUUAAAGCUUACACUGGACACCGCUAACGAGCGUGGACAAAAACAUGCCAAAUUUGCAUCAAGAAAGUUCUCCCACUACACGCUAGUAAACCUUAGGUGUUUAGUUAAGAGAGUGCCUGGAACAAAAAAAGUUAAACUUUUCUUUUUUUUUUAUUUAAAGGCAGGGAGACAAACAUUUCUGUUUGCCAGAUAUGACGGACAUGUUGUAAAAUGGGUCUAUGCUUAUGAUAAUAAGACAGAGGGUCAGAGGUCCUUCUGCCCAAACCAGUGUUGGUGGAAGAAGGAACUGCACAUGGGGCCGGUUCCUGAUUUUGUUGAGGAAGCAGUUCAUCUGGGCUCCCUCUGAUCACUGACCACAGGACCCACAGACUCCACCGAGAUGGCUUCAUGGUUGACCUUUGUGUUGCUGAGACUGUUCUCGAACACUUUAAGUUUUAGAAGUUGAAUCACAAGGAAGUGAUUCUGUUUUUUUAAAUUGUUCUACAGAGCACGUUCUUUUCUGGUAUUGUUGUUUAUUUUAUAGGCCUGUCUAUUGCUUGGCUGGAAGGUGGUUUCCGGGAGUGGCUGCA
Trichechus manatus latirostris (Florida manatee) is the source of this 2036-nucleotide messenger RNA. It is a transcript of the gene ATG14, whose product is annotated as autophagy related 14. Gene Ontology annotation, biological process: cellular response to starvation; autophagosome assembly; mitophagy. NCBI's taxonomy places the organism in Eukaryota, Metazoa, Chordata, Mammalia, Sirenia, Trichechidae. Bases 16 to 1494 code for a protein of 492 amino acids. The record is from RefSeq and is a predicted model, not a curated record. The transcript has 10 exons. Gene Ontology annotation, cellular component: extrinsic component of omegasome membrane; extrinsic component of phagophore assembly site membrane; autophagosome.